Molecule: messenger RNA, 2664 nt
Organism: Pseudocercospora fijiensis CIRAD86
Lineage: Eukaryota; Fungi; Ascomycota; Dothideomycetes; Mycosphaerellales; Mycosphaerellaceae
Exons: 2
Coding region: 1-2664 (887 amino acids)
Molecular function (GO): carboxypeptidase activity
Source: RefSeq, a predicted model, not a curated record
AUGAACGACGACGACAAAUACCGCAGAUAUGCGAAUAUCCCAAUUCCAACCUACGACGAGGCCAUACGCCCCUCAUCUUCCCAGACCCUUCGCGGAGCCCACGAGAUCAGCGACGAUGCAGAGAGGCAAGGCCUGUUGGGCGCGGAUGGAACGGAGUCGCGAAGCACAUAUCGGCCUCCUACAGCGGAGUCGCCACGAUCGAGCGAAGAUAGCGACCUGCGCAUGCCAGACCCGAUCGACGGCGACGACGACCGCAGACGGGUAGAAGAACUCGAUUAUCUCGACCCCAACACCCCAGACACCACACAAUCGGGCCUAUAUCAUCGAGCGCGAAUACGCUCCAAGUUCUCCCAACACUUGUCCAAUCUCGGCGCAACCCUUUCUUCUAUACGAUUGCCUUCUUUCCGCUCCAUCCCUACCGUUCCCCAGCAGUAUCGAAUAUCUGCGCCGACUGCAGCGAGACUGGUCGGGCUCAUGUCAAUCGCCAUUGUGAUAUAUGUCCUUUUCAUCCUGGAUGUAUUCCCUAACAACGCCAGAUACAUGGGGAUGCGCUUCGACCCAGAACAAGUGCGGCAGUAUGUCCAAGAACACGUCGAUCCUGCGCAGAUAGAGCAAUAUUUGUCACACAUAACCAGCUAUGACCACGUAGCGGGCACCGAGGGUGACUUAUUUUUGGCGGAAUGGAUGAAAGAGCAGUGGCGAGAACAAGGGAACUUGGACGAUGUAGCCUUAUUGAGCUAUUUUGUGUACCUGGAUUAUCCAAAAUUGGGUGGCAGGAGUGUUAAUCUGGUGAAGGGCAAGAACCGAGGCUGGAAGGCGAAGCUGGAGGAGGAGAUAAUAGACCCUUUCAAGCAGCAAACGCUGGCAUGGCAUGGACACAGUUUCAGUGGCAGCGCUGAAGGGCACCUGGUGUAUGCAAACGGCGGAGGUCUAGAAGAUUUUGCGUGGCUAAAAGAGAACGGCGUGAAUUUGAAUGGCAGCAUUGCGCUGAUGCGGUAUUACGGCACUCAAGGCGACCGAGCACUCAAGAUCAAAGCUGCAGAGGAUGCGGGCUGUAUAGGCGCACUGAUCUAUUCCGACCCAAGUGACGACGGCUCUGUGAAAGGACCAGUCUGGCCAGAUGGUCCUUGGAGGCCCAAUGACAGUCUACAACGCGGUGGUGUCAGCUUGAUGAGCUGGGUGGCUGGAGAUCCCCUGACACCGGGAUACGGGAGCACCAAGGACGCCAAGCGCUUGUCACAUGAGGAGAGCAAGGGUUUGGUAAAGAUCCCGUCUUUGCCGCUCGCAUGGCGUGAUGCCAAAGUGCUCUUGGAGAACCUCAAAGGGCGAGGCAAGCUGGUCCCGAAGGAUUGGGUCGGCGGAGACAAGGACUUUGCACAUGACUGGUACACUGGUGAUGAUGGCCACGAUGCACCGGUCGUUCGCAUGGAGAACGAUAAUGACUCCAACGACCAGCAGCAGAUAUGGAAUUUGCAUGGUUUGAUCGAAGGGCUGGAACAGCCCGAGAAAAAGAUCCUGAUUGGCAAUCACCGGGACUCCUGGUGCUUCGGUUCAGUCGAUCCGGGCAGCGGGAGCGCUGUCAUGAUGGAGAUGGUUCGCAUCUUCGGAGAGUUGCGCAGUCUUGGCUGGCGACCACUUCGCACAAUCGAGUUCGUCAGCUGGGAUGCCGAGGAGUACAACCUUGUCGGCAGCACCGAGUAUGUGGAGGACAACAUGGACUACCUGCGACAGAACGCUGUUGCAUACAUCAAUGUCGAUGUCGGCGUCUAUGGGCCCGAUCCUGUCUUUCAUGCUGCGGGAUCUCCGCUGUGGCAGCGGGCGCUCCUACAUGUCAUCGACCGGGUCAGUGUUCCAGACGGUAGCAAGACUUUGCGAGAGAUAUGGGACGCCAGUGGCAGCAGGCUCGAAGGUCUUGGCGCUGGUUCGGACUAUGUUGCGUUUCAGGACAUGGCGGGCACGACUUCCAUUGACUUCGGUUUCCAAGGUGCUUCCCAUGGAUACCCAUACCACUCUUGCUACGAGACCUUCGACUGGGUGAAGAAGUUCAGCGACCCUGACUUCUCCUGGCAUCGGACACUAGCGCAAGUGUGGGCUCUACUCAUCAUCGAGGUCGCCGAUCGCCCGCUCCUGCCAUUUGACCUGCGAACUUACGCUAGCGCAAUCGGUGGUGCUUACACCGAUGCUUUGCACCAAUAUGCUGAAGACCAGUUCAAGAAGCUGGGAAGCAAAGGCUCAAAGGAGCUGAAAGAUACCGGCUUCGACACAGCCUCGCUGAAGGAAGCUGCAGAGAAACUCAACGAUGUAGCAGAACACUUCCACCGCUUCGAAGACCACUGGACAGCCAACGUGCUCGGUACUGGUGGUCUGGAGUCAACACAGUUUGCGAUCCGGAGGAUGGAAUACAACAAUGCUUUGACCAAGUUCGAGACAGAUCUACUCGACCUACCUACGGGGUCAAAGGAUAAGGAACCCCACGGCGUGCCUGGUCGAGAGCAGUUCAAACACGUCAUCUUCGGACCUCAGACAUGGAGCGGAUAUGACGAGGCCUUCUUUCCAGCGGUGCGAGACGCUUUGGAUGUCGGCAACUUUACAGGAGCGCAAAUCCAGCUCGAGAAGGUCGUCAGAAUUUUGAGCAAAGCUACGCAAAACCUCAAGAAAGCUUAA